Messenger RNA from Jaminaea rosea, 2267 nucleotides. RefSeq lists its product as hypothetical. The record is from RefSeq and is a predicted model, not a curated record. The transcript has a single exon. The coding region runs from base 61 to 1959 and encodes 632 amino acids. Lineage: Eukaryota; Fungi; Basidiomycota; Exobasidiomycetes; Microstromatales.
CUUCACUCUCUAGCGUAUCCAGCCGACGCCUAUGGCCCGGCCCCACCUCAUCCAGCCGCAAUGGGUCAACAGCUGCCUCCGCCGCCGCAGGGCUACCCACAUCACCUCCCUCCACCGCAUCACAUGGGAUACUACGAGGGUGAAAUGAUGGACAUCGACGCCCACUAUGCUCACCAACAGCAGCAACACGCGGCUGCUGCGGCUGCUGCUGCCGGGUAUCCACCUCACCCCCCACCUCCAGGGAUGCCUUACCCCAUCCCGCCUGCCGCUGCAGGCCAUCCACAAAUGUACGGCGCCGAGCCUCACCAGCAGCCGAUGAUGUCCGCAGCCCCUGCCGCUGCUCCUUCAGCAGCUGCCGCUCCCAAGCCACCCAAGACCAAGACGAAGAGCACGACAAAGAAGGACGGCACAGCCAAGGGCAAAGAGAAGGCCGGGCGUGCCAAGGCAGCUACCGCCGAGAAGGCUCAAGCUGCCAAAGCGGAAGCAGCCGCUCAGGCCAAAGAGGCGGCAGCUGCUACGACGAGCGAGAGCAAGAAGGACAAGAAGCGGCGCGAAGUCAUCGAUCGUGUGCAUCGUGUGCAUUGGGAUACUGUAGAGAACAGAGAGGAGUAUGUACCAGCGACCCCGCAUAUAUGCUGCCAAGGAUCGAGUCCUCUGACGUCCCCCUCCGUCCCCUCACGCAGACUCUACGCCCAUCUCCAGCAUCGCUUCAUCUCGGAACACACGACACUCCUCACCUCUCCUCUCCUCUCACGAGAGUACCAGCUUAACCUCUCCUACCUUACCCUCGCACGCGAAGCAUCCCUCCGUAAAGUGGCUCUUCUUCACGCCCACCAAGUAGAUGGUGCCCGCAAGGCCUACGAGGCGGAGCGCGCCAAGAUUGAGGACGAGGCACGGCAUGCACGCAAGGUGGUCCGGGAUAGGCUGACGGCUGCAGUGGAUGAUAGGAGGAAGAAGUUGAAGGAGGAGAAAGAGGGAGCGGAAGGUGGACUAGACUCGUUGUUGGAUGCCUCGACUAGACCGCACGCGACCCGCAAGUUGCGCAACAAACAGGCCGCAGCCGCAGCGGCUGGCGGGAACAUCUCUUCUCGCCGGCUUGCCGCGCUCGCAGCCAGUGACUUUGAAUCGGGCGACGAGUCCAGCGGCGGCGGACCAAACGGCAAUGGCGCUGGUGUCUCAAGUCAAGGCAAGGACGGCGCCGGCGGAUCAGGGAGCGGCAGCAAGCACAAGGAUCGCAACGGUCAUGCCAACGGCAGCGGCGAGGGGUCCACGCUCCUCUCCUCUGGCUUGGGCUACCUAGUAGGCAACAAAGGCAUGGAAGGCACCGCUCCGACGCUCGGUCUUGGCGGGCUACCCGACCUCGCCCUCAUCGAAUCGAGCUUGCGUGCCUUUGACGACGGGAGCUCCAAGAAAGCCACGACGGCGAAUGGGAAGCGCAAGGGUCCAAAGGGGAAGAAGCGUCGUGCAGCUGCAGCACCGCAGCUCACCGAGGAGGAAAGGCGCGCAGAAGAAGAAGAGGCAAGCUUGAGUAAGAGGGCGAGGAGGAAGUUGGAGCAAGACCGGCUCGCUUUCAUCGCGUUGGCAGCCUCAUCAUUACCGCCAAGCUUGACGGGGGGAGGAGGGGCGGGCUCAAGUAGCUCGAGCUCCAACUUCGGCGCAGGAGCAGGUGGAGCAGGCUCAGGGGCGAACGGUGCUGCCUCCUCCUCCGCAGCGGGCGCAGCUACCUCCUCCGGCUCAGCCGGCCUUGCAACACUGCCCGGCGGACUGGGCGGAUAUGGUCCCGGCCGCACCGUACGAUGGGAGCCUGGCCGUUCGGUAUUCCAGUUGACGGGCGCAAAGGAUUAUGAGACGGAGAGUGAUCUGAUUCGUAUACGGGGUGGCGUUGGGUCAGGAAAGAGGAGAAGAGGGGCUGCAGCGGCAGCAGCUGCAGCCGCCGCCGCGGCUUCGGUCGUGGCGUGAGGGGGUGAAGAGCGGAGAGUUCGAUUGUACUACCUCAUGGCCUGCCGCGUCGCAGGCAGUGUUCAAUUAAGUCACAGAAUGCUUCCCGUCGAUGAAUAGCUUGCAGGUCGUCGAGGCAUGGUUGCUUGGGCUGAUGGCGGCGGUAAGAGCGAGUCAGUGCAGGUUGAGAACGUAGCCGCGAUCACGCUGCGGCAGACCGGCGCUCGCUAUCGGCCAGGCACGGAAUUGGAAUCGCGGCUACAAGCUCAUUGACCGACUGCUCGUGGCGGAGAAGCUGGUACCUGAGACGCCUAAGCCGCACUUGACCU